Messenger RNA from Anopheles marshallii, 2229 nucleotides. RefSeq lists its product as uncharacterized. Gene Ontology annotation, molecular function: protein binding. The record is from RefSeq and is a predicted model, not a curated record. Bases 1 to 2229 code for a protein of 742 amino acids. Gene Ontology annotation, biological process: SCF-dependent proteasomal ubiquitin-dependent protein catabolic process. NCBI's taxonomy places the organism in Eukaryota, Metazoa, Arthropoda, Insecta, Diptera, Culicidae. Gene Ontology annotation, cellular component: SCF ubiquitin ligase complex. The transcript has 2 exons.
AUGGCGCUCCGGGAGGACACCGAAAUUCGCGCCAGGAGCUUCCUGUACUCCAACGAAAAACCAUCCCAUCUGUCCACCUUCAGUAGUAGCUUCGACGAAUUUGGGCCACCGUAUGCGGAUUUACCGAUGGAGAUUUUGGUCAAGAUAUUCACCUACCUUACACCGUCCGAUAGACGCGAAGCCAGCCAAACGUGUCGCCGUUGGUGUGAGGCAUCGUGCCAUUCUGCAUUCCUCGAAAACUUCUGGCUCGUACUGCACCGUCAACCGUUCGAUGUAAAUGUACCGCCCGUUCGCGACCUUCUCCACAGCUUCCGCCAUUUCCCAAACAUCCAACUCAUCGAGGUGGAUUUUGAGCGGAUCGGCAACUUUUUCACCCAGUUCGGACCACACAUCCAGCGUAUCGUGUUCGAUGCGUGUGAAAUACAGGAACGCGACUUGAUCGCCAUACUGCGCUGUUUGCCAGCCCUGCGUUCACUAACGAUCGGAUCGUGCCGCGAUCUGUUCAUGUGUGUGCGACUGUUUGAUGAUGCCGCCGAGCGGGAAAAACUGCGCCAAACGCUGGCGAGUGUGAGCGAACUAUCACUGACCCACAUACAGUACCUUUCGGAUGGAAUUCUGCACCGGAUAGUGGAUAUAAUGCCGUCGCUGAGCGUGCUCAACCUGGCCGGUUGUCACAUAUCCUUCCACCAGGGACUCUACCGGAAGUUCUAUCCGGGUGAUGGCAAACAACCGUCGGAAAGUGUGCUCACCUUUCGCUACAUCUCGCGCCUGAUCGAGGAACGGAAGGAGUCACUCCGGGCGCUUGAUUUUAGCGAAACGCUCGUGGAUGAUAAUGCGCUAGAGGUGUUGGCGUCCAUGAGUCCGGCACUGCGCCUGGAACGGCUCGAGCUGAAUCGUUGCGAGCAGCUAUCGAAUCGCGGACUCGGCACGCUCAUUACCGCCCAUGCGAACCAUUUGCAGUACUUGAACCUCUCGAAAACGUACCGGCUGACCGAUGCCUGUCUGUUGCAGAUUUGCCGCGAACUGUCCGGAUUGCGGGUGUUGAAGAUGCGUGAAUGUCGUGCGCUUAGCAAUCAGGGUGUGCGUGAAUUGGUGCAAUUGACCGCUCUGCAGGUACUGGACAUAUCGUACUGCAAGGAAGUUAACGGAGCGGGUAUACUGGAGGGUAUUGGAUCACGCCCGAAUCAUACGCUGAAGGAGUUGCGCAUCCGUGCGCUAAAUCUGUGCGAACAGUCCAUUAUUGCGGUGGCGGAGAAUUUGUCAGCAUUGCACGUACUCGAUCUAGGUUACGGUUUCCAUGCCGUGUCGGACCUUUGUGUGCAGUUUGUCAUCCGCAAUUUAGUUCAUUUGAGGGAACUUGAUUUGGAAAACUGCGGAAAGCUGUCCGAUGAAGGUUUGACGGGGUUGGGAAUGCUUCCCAAGAUAGAACGCCACCUACAAGGCAAUCAAUUAAGUGGUGUUGAGGUUGAAAAUGCGGAGCCAAAUCAGCCCGCUGAAGAAGAAGGUCCUCCGGAACCGGAACCGGUGGUACCGCAAGUAGCACCACCCCACAUGCGAAUAUCGUUGCGCAGCCGUGCAGAACAGGAAAUCGUGGAGGAUGCCGAACGGAAGAAGCAACUGCUGGAGGCGAUGCAGCGUAAGGAUAAUCUUCAAUCGGCACAGAAUGAGUCGCGAUCGUCUUUUAGCGGGUAUUACGUUGGACGGCUGCAGCAGCUGUGCGUGCUCAACCUAAACGGAUGCAAUGGACUCACGGACGUGACGCUGAUGUGCAACUUUCGUAUGGUGGAUCUGCGCAAGUUGUGCCUUGCCCGGUGUCAGCAGAUUUCGUUCGAAGGCAUACGGGCCAUGGUGCAGGGCUGUCCGUCGAUCGAGCAACUCGAUCUUAGCGAGUGUCACAACAUUAAUGAUCGAGCGGUCGAGCAGGUGGUCACCCAUCUGCGGCGUUUGCGAAUGCUAAGCCUUCGGCGCUGCCAUCAACUAACCGAUUUUAGUCUCGAUCACAUCGCAUGCCACGGGCUGCAGCUGCGUGAACUAGAUGUGCGCGGUUGCAAGCAUAUGUGUGCGGAUCCGGCCAUGCGAUUGGUAAACUUGCCACUACUGGCCACGAUCCUUGCCGGUAAACAGGACGAAACCGGCAAUGGUGUUGGUGGUGCGUUUGGUAAUGCGUUUACAAUUAUGCCAACGCCACCUCCACUACCACCACCGCCGCGUCUUUCGUUGCGUUUUUAA